AUGGCAGGCAUUGACGUAGAAUGCCUGGUAGAUACCGGCUCGGCAGUGACCUUGGUAACGGAAACCUUCUAUAAGCAGAAACUCAAGCCCAUGUGUGGUCAAGUACGAAGCAGCAGGAGAAUGCUAAACCUCAGAGGGGCCAAUGGACUCGAGAUCCCAUACCUUGGAUACCUGGAGCUGGAUGUAAUGGUGGGAGGAGUGACAGUCCCAAGGUGCGGAGUGCUCGUCCAAAAGGAUACAGCAGCCACUGUCGGUCAGAGGAGAGAGCGACCCGGGAUACUGGGGACCAAUGUACUUGCAAAGAUACCCAAGUGGGCCCAGCUGAUACAACCCAAAGGAGAYACAGUAUCGCAGGAAGUCCAAGUGUCUUGCAAGCGGAGGUUGGUCAAGGUAGCUGGCAAGAGUGCUGUCUUCGUGCCACCAAGUUCCAUUAUGGAUGUUGCCGUCACAGGAGCAGCAGUUGGAGCCAACGCCAUGGUAGAACCCCCAAACAGACCACUGCAAGCCCCGUACAUGCCUUGGAGUCGUUCAAAGCGUCAAAGAAGUAGNGGUUGUACUCCGACUGUGCGUCACCACAUCCACACCGAUGACGACGUUCCGGUCAACCAGCGCCACCGAAGGAUUCCCCCAAACCAGUUUAAAGAAGUGAAGGACCACCUACAGAAACUGUUGGACCGCGGAGUCAUCAAGCCAAGCCAAAGUGACUACGCCUCGCCCAUUGUCUUAGUUCGCAAAAAGUCAGGAGCCCUUCGCCUCUGUGUGGACUACCGGCAGCUGAAUGCUAAGACUCGGAAGGACGCCUACCCACUGCCACGAAUAGACGAAUCUCUAGACGCCCUGGGUGGAGCAAAGCACUUCUCAACAAUUGAUCUUGCAUCUGCCUACAACCAGGUUGAAGUGGACCCAAAGGACUGCCAYAAAACUGCAUUYACCACUCCUAUGGGCCUGUAUCAGUACGUUAGAAUGCCAUUUGGGCUGUGUAAUGCCCCAGCAACCUUCCAGCGCCUGAUGCAGACCAUAUUCCGGGACGACAUCCUGCAGACCCUAUUGGUGUACUUGGAUGACAUAAUYGUGUACAGCGACAGCAUCGCCGAGCAUCUGAGGAGACUCGAGGUGGUGUUUAUGAAACUAAGGGAGCAUGGACUAAAGAUCGAACCAGRAAAGUGCCAGUUCUUUCGCAAAAGCGUGACCUACCUUGGACAUGUGGUAUCGSCAGAAGGAGUGGCUACAGACCCARCAAAGACUGAAGUUGUAGCAGAAUGGCCUGUACCUAAGACGCUGAAGGAACUACGCUCAUUCCUGGGAUUCACCUCGUACUACAGAAGGUUCGUUCCAGGGUUCGCCCAGCUUGCAGCACCACUUCACCGGUUAACAGCAGAAGCAUCAGAGGGAGGCAAGAAAAAAAGAGUUACCUUAACAGAGGAGCAAUGGUCCACAGAAUGCCAAGAGUCCUUUAAUUCYCUGAGGAGAGCCUUAACAAGUGCACCAGUKCUUGCUUACCCAGACUACAAAGAACCAUUCAUCGUAGAGACGGAUGCCUCAGACCGAGGCCUGGGGGCAGUACUUUCACAAAAACAGAAUGGGAAGACGAGAGUGAUUGCCUAUGCCAGCCGAGGUUUGAGAGGAGCAGAAAGAAACAUGAARGACUACUCAUCCAUGAAGAUGGAACUGCUAGCUCUCAAGUGGGCAGUUGCCGAAAAGUUCCGUGAGUACUUGCUUGGAUCUGAGUUCGUGGUCUACACUGACAACAACCCCCUAACAUACCUACAGACAAAGAGUAAACUAAAAGCCGUUGAGCAGCGUUGGGCAGCUGAGCUAGCUGAUUUCAACUUCAAAAUUCAGUACAGACCAGGAAAGCAUAAUCAGAAUGCAGAUGCCCUUAGCCGCCGAGAGUGGGAGACAGCUACACAACAGGAAGUUGCAGAGGUGAUGGCCACAAGUACUCAAACUACCAGACUACCCAAAGACCUACGAGAACCAAUCGAGACRGCAGCAGUCUUUGUAGCAUCAGUAAGAGAGCACACCGAGGAAGACAUCCAAGACCAGGCGAUGUACCUUCCUGGGAUACAGCGGGAGCAGAUCAUCRAUCUACAAAGGACAGAUGRAGCAAUCAGCCGMUUGAUACACUACCGUGAGCUUGGAAGGAAGCCAACGGAAGCAGAAAGAAGGAGAGAACARYCAGCCGCACGGAAACUCAUACGCUUCUGGGACCAGAUCGUUGAAGAAGACUGUAUACUGUACCGGAAYAUUGGCAGUAAUGAUGGACAAUCCAAACAGUUGAUGGUGCUACCUACUCUACUACAGAGUGAAGUGCUCAAAGCAGCCCAUAAUGACUUUGGACAUCAAGGUCCAGACAGAACCGAACAACUAAUUCGUCAGCGAUGUUGGUGGCCAGGAAUGCAGGCAGACAUAAAGMGAUGGAUAUCAAAGUGCGAGCGGUGUGUAAUAGCCAAAGGCCCAUACUUAACAGCAAAGACACCGAUGGGGAGCAUCAUUGCAACCAAACCCUUAGAAGUACUAGCAAUGGAUUUCACCYUGAUAGAGCCAGCAUUGGACAAAAGGGAGAACGUCCUUGUGCUUACAGAUGUCUUCACUAAGUUUACUGUUGCAAUCCCCACCAGAGACCAGAAGGCAACAACUGUAGUCAAAGCGCUCAUCAAGGAGUGGUUCUUAGUCUAUGGYGUACCACAGAGGAUCCACUCAGACCAAGGAAAAUCGUUCGAAGCAGAAAUAGUCAAAGAACUCUGUGGAAUCUAUGGAAUAAARAAGUCGAGGACAACACCCUACCAUCCCCAAGGGAAUGGCCAAUGUGAGCGAUUUAAUAGGACRCUACAUGAGCUUUUAAGAACUUUGCCACCAGAAAAGAAGCAACGAUGGCCAGAACAUCUUAAGGAGCUGUGCUAUGCAUAUAAUGCAACUCCUCAUGCUACCACUGGCUAUUCACCAUUCUACCUGAUGUUCGGAAGAGACCCUUGCUUACCGCUUGACAGAUUGACAGAAAUGAAGAAGCCAAUCAACCAGGACAAGACCUGGGUAACCAGACACCAGGAAGAACUGAGGAAUUCUCAGCGAAGAGCAGCAGAAAACCUCAUAAAACAAGCUGAAACAAGACAGAAAAUAUAUGAUCGCAGCAACAGAACAGAUCCACCAACCAUAGAGACAGGCAAUCGAGUGCUUAUCAGAAACAGAGGUAUUAAAGGUCGCAACAAGAUCCAGGAUCGUUGGAGCAACAAAGUGUUUAAAGUAGUUGAAACACUGGACAAUAGCAGAUACGUCAUUGAACCAGCAGAUGGUCAUGGACAGACUAAAGUAGUGAAUAGGACAGAACUACAAAUGUGUCCUAUGGCAGUACUACAGCCACGACCCCAAAGAGUACCACGUANGCUAUUACAGAAUAUUGCUCUAUGUCAGUUUUCUGUCAGUACAUCUUGGAUACAUGUGGUCUUCACAGUCUUCUGCAAGCUGUCAAAAGUUCUUUUUUAUUUAAAGUAUUCCCACUGGGGACACUUACUGUGA
This is a messenger RNA of Exaiptasia diaphana, 3516 nucleotides long. RefSeq names its product retrovirus-related Pol polyprotein from transposon 412. The transcript has 2 exons. Gene Ontology annotation, biological process: DNA integration. Gene Ontology annotation, molecular function: nucleic acid binding. The record is from RefSeq and is a predicted model, not a curated record. NCBI's taxonomy places the organism in Eukaryota, Metazoa, Cnidaria, Anthozoa, Actiniaria, Aiptasiidae. The coding region runs from base 1 to 3516 and encodes 1171 amino acids.